This is a messenger RNA of Trichophyton verrucosum HKI 0517, 1050 nucleotides long. RefSeq lists its product as uncharacterized. NCBI's taxonomy places the organism in Eukaryota, Fungi, Ascomycota, Eurotiomycetes, Onygenales, Arthrodermataceae. The coding region runs from base 1 to 1050 and encodes 349 amino acids. Gene Ontology annotation, molecular function: nucleotide binding. The record is from RefSeq and is a predicted model, not a curated record. The transcript is spliced from 3 exons.
AUGGCCCUAUUCUUGCAAGGCUGUGAGUUUGCUCGGCAAUAUACAUCCUCCCUUUUCCAUGGCAGAUCCCAGCCCUCUAAGAGGGCCCUUAAACUAGGUGUCCUGUCAACCGCUAAGAUAAGUGCUGCUGCCGUCGUCUACCCUUCGCUAAGCCACCCGGACGUGGAUUUAUAUGCAAUUGCAUCUAUGGACCCCCAAAUGGCGAAGACCGCAACAGAGAAAUACGGCUUCUCAAAGUCAUACCACUCCUUUCGGGAGCUACUGGAUGAUCCGUUGAUCAAUAUUGUCCAUAUAUCCUUACCACCCAACAUAUUUUUUGAGUGGGCUACGAAUGCCUUAGCUGCCGGAAAACAUGUUAUCUGUGAAAAGCCAUCUACAGCAAAUGCAGAUGAGGCAAGAACAUUGAUCGAUGACGCAGAGAGGCGGGGCUUGGUCCUCCAAGAUGCCUUUCACUGGCAAUUCCAUCCAGCCGCUCAUCGGUUCAAGGAGAUUGUAGAUUCAAAGAGAUACGGGAGAAUCAUUCGUACUGAUGCCUGGAUGACAUCUAGCCCUGCUGUGCCCGAUGCAGAUCCAAGAUGGCAGUAUGAUCAAGGGGGUAAGCGUACCAGCACCAAUGCACGUCCCAUUUCUGACUCUUUUUUGCUUAUCAUGAUCCCUUUUGUAGGCGGUUCCUUGAUGGACGGAUCAUAUGCCUUAUCAUUCACUCAAUAUGUGCUCCCGUCUAAACGUCCGAAGAGGAUCCUCUCGGCAGCUGCUCGUCCAUCAAGGGAUGAUAGCCGUGUUGACGCUGCAAUGCAUGCAUUAUUGCUCUUUGAAGACGAAAAAGGUAACCCCAUUACCAGCCGGAUUUACACAGACAUGUCUCGCAGCAGACUAGGCGGUAUUCUCCCUCGUGUCUGGGAACUACCAUCGAUCGAGGUGGAGACAGAUGCCGCAAUAAUCUAUUUCUACAACGCAAUGAUGCCCCAUAUCUAUCAUUACAUCUCCAUCACUGAUAAGCGGACUGGGAUGACGGAAUACAAGACACAGAGCUCUGGAGGCCCUCUCUGA